This is a messenger RNA of Suhomyces tanzawaensis NRRL Y-17324, 414 nucleotides long. Its product is annotated as E2 ubiquitin-conjugating protein. The record is from RefSeq and is a predicted model, not a curated record. The transcript is spliced from 2 exons. Gene Ontology annotation, biological process: DNA damage tolerance; protein K63-linked ubiquitination. Gene Ontology annotation, cellular component: nucleus. The coding region runs from base 1 to 414 and encodes 137 amino acids. NCBI's taxonomy places the organism in Eukaryota, Fungi, Ascomycota, Pichiomycetes, Serinales, Debaryomycetaceae.
AUGUCGAAAAUUCCAAGAAACUUCAAAUUAUUGGAGGAAUUAGAAAAGGGAGAAAAAGGAUUGGGUGCUGAGCUGAUCUCGUAUGGAUUGACCAAUCAAGAUGAUAUCUCCAUGACCAAUUGGAACGGAACUAUCUUGGGACCACCUCAUUCUACCCACGAGAACCGUAUCUACUCAUUGAGCAUUGUAUGUGAUGAGAAUUACCCAGACAAGCCUCCAAAGGUCCAGUUUGUGUCCAAGAUUAACUUACCUUGCGUUGAUUCCCAGGGUCAUGUUGUGGUUGACAAGUUCGACACCUUGAAGAACUGGAAGAGAUCAUACACCAUGGAAACCGUGCUUUUGGAAUUGAGAAAAAGCAUGGCCUCCUCUGCUAACAAGAAGUUGGCACAACCUACCGAAGGAACAACCUACUAG